This is a messenger RNA of Closterium sp. Naga37s-1, 1005 nucleotides long. The record is from the annotation of a GenBank genome assembly. Lineage: Eukaryota; Viridiplantae; Streptophyta; Zygnematophyceae; Desmidiales; Closteriaceae.
AUGACUUCAUCGCAGGACUCGCUCGAUCCCUCCGCCACCGCCCUCCCUGCUUCCCCUGCGCAAACUCCCCAACACGACGUGGCGGAGUCUCCGUCCUCCUUUCCUCCCCAACAAGCAGCGCAGACCCCGCCGCCCCAAGCUGCGCCAAGAGAACCCUUCCGCUCCACGCAUUCAUUCCCCCUUGUUCCUCCGCCGGUUCCGCAGGGUCCGCCGCCCCCGUACGCCUAUAUAGCGCCCUCCCCGUACUAUCACUAUCCGCCGCCGCACUAUCCUCCCCCUGGGUGGUACGACUACGGCGGAUACCCCCCGCUGGUUUUCCCCCACGCGCCAACCCCCCCGCACGAGCCCGCGCCUCACCCGCACGCGGAAAUCCCCCCACACGCGCCCGGAAGAAUCCUUCCCAAUGCCCUAGUCCCCGCCCAUGCGCCAACCCCCCCGCAUGCUCAUCUUUCCCCGCACGCGUACGUGGGGGUUCACCCGCUUGGGGGGAGCGGACGGGGGAGAGGAGGCGGAAGAGGAAGGGGGGUGGGCGGAAGAUCUAGGAGCGGAGGGGGGGAGUUACGGGGAAGGGGAGGGGAGUGGGUUGGGGGGGGAUGGGGGCCGUGGUAUGGUUGGCCCCCGCCGGAGUUUGUGGUUUAUGGGGUAAGGCGGAUGGGGGGAGCGCGCACGGGGGAAAGGGGGAUGGGGGGAGUCGAAUUGGGGGAAGGGGGAUUGGGGGAAGGGGAGCUGGGCGAUGUUGGCACAGAGGGCGUGGGGGAUGUGGGCAUGGGGGAAGGGGAGACGAGGGAGGGGCAUAUUUACGCAAUGCAAGAGCAGGAAAGGUUGCAGAGGGGGAACGAGCAGCAGAACGAGCGGGAGCUGCAGCAGGCGGAGGAAACGAAAGAGGCUGAUUUUCAAGAGGAGGAGGAGGAGGAGGAGGAGGAGGAGGAGGAGGAGGAGGAGGAGGAGGAGGAGGAGGAGGAGGAGGAGGAGGAGGAGGAGGAGGAGGAGGAGGAGGAGGAGUAG